AUCUCUCUUCCCAUCUCUGACCUGUUGAUUAAGAAAAAAAAAAACCAUUAUCUUCAUUUGUCGGUUUUCUCUGUCAGAACCUCCUUUAUUUCUUAAAUUUAUGACCUUUCAAUUUCAUUUGGGCUCUGUGAGGAACAAAAUCCCUAUCGAUUUAGACUGUAAACUGUAAAGGGAGUGUGAGUGAAGGGGGAAAAUGAAGCAAAAUUGGUGGAGGUCAGCUUACAAGCAGAAUCACUUGGUUUUCAAGUUAGGGAUUUCGAUUUUGUUCGUGGGUUUUGGAUUCAGACUUCUUUUCUCGCAAUCACCCAGUGUGAUCCCCGAUGUUUCUGAUAAUAAUAUUGAUACCCCUGUUGCGGAGAAGAAUGUGAAGCCGAUUCCUUUAGAUGUUUCUGAAUCUCCCAAAAUAGAACUGAAUCAUAUUCAUCCCAAAGAUGAUGGAUCAGAAAAGUGUGAUAUUUUGGAUGGUGAAUGGGUACCAUAUUCCCGCGGAGCACCAUACACCAAUAACACCUGCAGAUGGAUCGAAAGUCAUCAAAACUGUAUGGGAAAUGGUAGGCCGGACACCGGGUACAUUAACUGGAGGUGGAGCCCUAAAUCUUGCGAAUUACCUCGUUUUGAUGCGAAGAAAUUUCUUGAAACGAUGAGGGAUAAAUCGUGGGCUUUUGUUGGCGACUCAAUAACUCGGAAUCAUCUUCAAUCCUUCAUCUGUCUUCUAUCUGAGGUAGAAGAUGCCGUUGAGCUUUUCCAUGACAAAGAUUACAAGAACAGAAAAUGGCAAUUUCCAUCCUACAACCUUACAGUCUCAGUUAUUUGGUCUCCUUUUUUAGCAAAAGCAGACAUUUUUGAAGACAUCGAUGGUGUUUCAUCUUCAGAAAUAGAACUCCAUAUUGACAUUCUUGACAAAACUUGGACAGAGCAAUUUCACACAUGGGAUUACGUGUUGUUCUCCUCUGGUAAAUGGUUUAUCAAAACAGCAAUCUACUUUGAAGAAAACACAAUUUUAGGUUGCCAUGGUUGUGAAGGAAAGAACUUCACUGAUCUUGGUUUCAAUUUUGCUUAUCGAAAAAUCAUAAAGAAUUUAUAUGAUUUCAUUAUGAAUUCAAAGAAACAAAGUACGAUUAUUUUCAGAACAUCAACCCCAGAUCACUUUGAAAAUGGGUCAUGGUCAACCGGUGGGACCUGUGAUAGAAGGGUGCCAGCUAAAGAAGGUGAGUUUGAGUUGACCGAUUUGAACAUAAACCUACGAGAGAUUGAAUUGCCUGAAUUUGAAAAAGCAGAAGCCCGAGCUUCUGAAAAAGGGAAGAAAUUGAAGCUUCUCGAUGUGAUGCCUCUUUCAUUGGUGAGACCAGAUGGGCAUCCAGGUCCAUAUAGACAUUUUUACCCUUUUGCAAAAGAUAAGAAGGCUAAAGUUCAAUAUGAUUGUUUGCAUUGGUGUUUGCCUGGGCCAAUUGAUCAAUGGAAUGAUUUGUUGAUGAAGUUGGUGGUAGAUGAUUGAUGUAAUGGUUUGUGAAUAGUGUUGAGAACUCCAUUGGUAUCCACUUUGAGGUUUUUUAACCUCUUAUAACUUUAUAAAUAUAUGUUGUUUCUACCAAUUCUUAGGGUUUAGAGGUGUAUUGUUAUUCCUUGUUUUUUAGUAGAGAAAUCUUAAAUGGUUGUAGAUUGAACAGACGUAUGCUUGUAUAAUAUGGGCUUAAUGGAGUAUUUGUGAUGUUUCUCA
This is a messenger RNA of Lactuca virosa, 1717 nucleotides long. The record is from the annotation of a GenBank genome assembly. Lineage: Eukaryota; Viridiplantae; Streptophyta; Magnoliopsida; Asterales; Asteraceae.